AUGUUUGUUUUUCUUACCCUUUCUCACCUUGUUUCAUGCUGGAGCACGGUGGAUGUUGACAGACUCCUUCAGUUUAGUCCAAAUGUAUCAGACUCUACAUCAUUUGGCUCGACAAGAGCUUCAUUUGAUUCUGCAUUAGGAGAUUUUAACUCAAAGCCAGAUUCCAAUCAAGCAGUUAUCGUAGAUCUCGAAAAAAUUACAUUAGAUGAACUUAAAAAGCAUCUAAAUGUUUCCUCACCUAUCAUUAUUCAAGUUCCAGAAAAACAAAUUGACACAAGUGAACUUGAAAAGCUUUUACUCAAGUCAGGACAUAAAUCACCAAUUUACUUUGCUUAUGGCAAUCAAAAAAUCCCAACAAACUACACAUAUGUCAAAACUAUUGAAAAUCCAUCCAACUCAGGACUGAAGAAAGUCAAAUUACAGAACGUUGUUGCAACAAUGAACUCAUCAAAGACAUUUGAUCGUCAGAGAAUUGCAAUAAUUUCCGCUCCAUUUGAUUCAUUCUCUGUUGUUCCAUCAGCAAACAUUGGUGCUAACCGCAAUGGCAUUGCUCUUGCAGCUUUCCUCGAAUCCAUGCGUCUUGUUUCUAAAUUCCCUGUUACAAAUAAUUGGGUUUUGAUGUUUGCCCUCGUAGAUGGCCAAUACUGUGCUAUGGAAGGUCUCGAGCACUUCAUCAACUCAAUCUCCACACCACAUGGCUUUUCUGUUGAGUUUGCUCUCUCAUUAGAAAACAUCGCUUCAAAGACACUCAAAGGACACUUUGCAACAAAGCUAAAGCGUGAUUCAGCCUUUACAAAGUUCAUGUACUGCCUUAAAGAUGCUCUUAAUACAACAGGAAUCCCAUUUGAAUGCGAUCUUUCAGAAGAAAAGCACGGCCAACUCGUUUACGGAUCUCACCUUCUUAGUGCCAUCUCCAUUACAGCUCCAGAAGAGGAAGAUGACCUUGCUCAUAUCACAGAUUUCAAAUCUGACGAUGAACGCGCUAACGAUAUCGCAUGGGCUGUAUCAGAAGCUCUUCUCAGAAUGAUGUACAAUACAGAUAACUCAGCCGUUAUGGUCGAACGCCGCUCAGUUAACGCAAUUUACUGGACAAAGGUCGCAAUGCAGCCAAGAAUGGUCCAUGUCAGAGAUCCAAAGUAUGUAGAUACAAUUGCUCAGUGGAUGUCCAAGUUUGGCCAGGUAAAGAUCGACCGUUGGACAACAACAAAUUGUCCAAAAUUGUACUCAGCAACAAAGUCAAAGAUUGUUUUGUAUAACCGUACUCCAGCUUCAGUUACACUUACCAUCAUCAUUGGAACUAUUAUUUAUGGCAUUAUUGUUCUCCUCGCUGUUGGCCGCCAAAAACUUCAGAAAUUCUUCAAUUAA
Molecule: messenger RNA, 1365 nt
Organism: Trichomonas vaginalis G3
Lineage: Eukaryota; Parabasalia; Trichomonadida; Trichomonadidae
Product: nicalin family
Exons: 1
Coding region: 1-1365 (454 amino acids)
Biological process (GO): regulation of signal transduction
Cellular component (GO): endoplasmic reticulum membrane
Source: RefSeq, a predicted model, not a curated record